Messenger RNA from Pogona vitticeps (central bearded dragon), 1683 nucleotides. The record is from RefSeq and is a predicted model, not a curated record. NCBI's taxonomy places the organism in Eukaryota, Metazoa, Chordata, Lepidosauria, Squamata, Agamidae.
CGUUUCACACUUCCUGUAUCAUCAUUACUCAAGCAGAGAAAAGCUGGAGCAGAAUGUCUGUGAAAUGGAUGCUGGUGUUUCCUUUGCUUCUAGUAUUCUUUGUGGGCUCAACUUCUACUGGGAAUGUUCUUGUUUGGCCUGUUGACUUCAGCCAUUGGCUCAAUAUGAAAGCUAUCCUGGAUGAACUGAUAGCCAGGGGCCACCAAGUGACGGUGUUAGUGCCUUCAUCCUUCCUGAUAAUGAACUUCAGUGAGCCUUCCCGAUUUCAAGUGGAAGUGAUCUCUGUUCCAAUCGAAAAAGAGGAUAUGGAAACAAUACUUCAGGAUUUCGUACGUAUAUGGGCUUAUGAGAGGCAUGAGCUUUCUUUUUGGAGAUUUUUCAUGAAGAUUUUUGACCUUAUGAAAGAACUGCUGCACAGAAACAGAAUUAUAUGUGACACGGUUCUGUUGAACGAGAAACUAUUGAAGAAGUUGGAAUCAGCUCAUUUUAAUAUUCUCAUUUCAGACCCAGUCUUAGCUUGUGGGGAGCUGGUGGCUGAGAAGCUCCACCUUCCGUUUAUAUAUUCCUUCCGAUUAUCCAGUGGGAACACCCUGGAGCGUCUUUGUGGUGGUAUCCCAUCUCCUCCGUCCUAUGUGCCUGCCAGUCUGGGAGGGCUAACGGACCGGAUGACCUUCCUGCAGAGGAUGGGGAACAUGCUCUUUUACCUCUCACAAGACAUUGUGUUCCAGCAUGUUCUUUUUAAACAAUGGGAUACUUUCUAUAGUGAAGUUCUAGGGAGGCCCACAACCUUGUGUGAAACCAUGGGUAAAGCAGAGAUGUGGCUAAUCCGAACCUACUGGGACUUUGAAUUUCCACGGCCUCUUCUGCCAAAUUUUGAAUUUGUAGGAGGGUUGCACUGCCAGCCAGCAAAACCUUUGCCUGAGGAGAUAGAGAAAUUUGUCCAAAGUUCAGGAGAACAUGGUAUUGUGGUGUUUUCUCUAGGCUCAGUUAUUAAAACCUUAACAGAUGAAAAGAGCCAAAAAAAUGCUCUGGCACUUAGCCAGCAAGAAAAAAAGGUUAUUUGGCGGUAUAAAGGGAAAAGGCCAGAAAAACUGGGAGCCAAUACUAGGGUUUAUGACUGGAUUCCACAAAAUGAUCUUCUUGGGCAUCCCAAGACGAAAGCCUUUAUAACACAUGGUGGAACAAAUGGGGUUUAUGAGGCAAUUCACCAUGGAAUUCCCAUGGUUGGGAUCCCCAUGUUUGCUGACCAGCCUGAUAACAUUGGCCACAUGAAGGCAAAGGGAAUGGCUGUUGAGCUGAAUAUCCACACAAUGACGGCGAAAGAUUUGGUAGAUGCUGUGAAUACUGUCAUUCACAAUGCCACAUACAAGGAAAAUGCAGUUCGAAUAUCGCAGAUUCAUCACGACCAACCCAUAAAGCCACUGGACCGGGCUGUCUUUUGGAUUUAGAUUGUCAUGCGCCACAAAAGUGCCAAGCACUUGAGGGUCGCUGCACAUGACCUGACGUGGUAUCAGUAUCACAGCCUGGACGUCAUCGCCUUCUUGAUAGUCUGUAUAGCACUUUUUGUGUUCAUUGUUGUAAAAUGCUGCACAUUUUGCUGUCGAAAAUGUGGCAGCAUCCGAAAGAAAACCAAAAAAGAAUAGUUUUAACCUUUUUAAAAAGAAAUAAAAUUAUUAGCCAUCA